AUGAAUUAUUUGUACAUUUACACCAUAAUGCUACAUUUGGCCGUCACAAAUGCAAUUCCAUUGUCAGACAGCGACGAUGUGGAAAACUAUGAGAGCAAUGCAUUGGAUAUGAGAACAUUGGAAUCAGAUAAUGCAUACAAGAGACAAUUUGGCUACCACGGUCCCUCCAUGGAUGAAUUUGAUGCGUAUGGGCAUCACUUGCAUUCUCAUGGGCAUAUGGACCAUGUCGAUACUCAUGGUGACAUGGGCUACGGAGGAAUGCAUGGGCAUAUGGGCCAUGGCGGAGUUCACGGUCACAUGGCUCACGCACCCCAAAUAGUUCACCAUCACGAAUAUCAAUUCCACGCACCUGAUAUCGAUUAUUGGUGGCCACAUCACUGGCCUCAUCACCUUCCACCACCAUUCCCCUUCCAUAAGAAAGAAGAUGACAAAAAGAAAGACAAGGACAAGAGAAAAGAAGAUGACAAGAAAAAAGAAGAGGACAAGAAAAAAGAAAAGGACAAGAAGAAGGGAAAGAAGUCACGAAAAUAAAGGACCGAAAUACAACAAAAUAUUUGAAGAUAAAUCUUCUGCUGUAAUCAGACAUUUUAUACAGCUAAUUACAAGAAAGAUAUAUAACACUAUUAAUAACUCUAUUAUUAGUGCAACACAAAUCAGGAACUGGUCAUUAUGCAGAAUCACCAGAAUUCUUAUAUACACAGUCAUCCUGUUAAGAACUAUACACCUAUUUAUAGUUCAAACUGAAUGACUUUUGAGCCGCAAAGCUGCAAGUACAGAUCUGAAAUAGCACUAAACAAACUUACCUCAUUUUGUCUUAUAAUUCCCAUUAGCGAUUUUCCAUUUUUAAUAUACAAGACAUUUGAAGACACAAUAAACACCUUGUUUAUGAACAAAAAAAGAGGGGGCAGUUUGGAAGAAAAUAGCUGAAUGAAUAAUUCGCACUAGCUAAUUACUUUAUGAAAUAAAAUAGUAUUCAUAUGUGCAAAUACUAUCAUGCCUGUUUUUUGUCAGGUGCACUGAUUUCUGAGAUGGCGGGUCUUGCUCUAUUGAUUAUUAUCAGAUCAACAUAAAUCAGUUUACGUGGCAAUCAUAAAGAAUGAAACAAGAAACACACCAACAAGGUCACAAAAAUAUCAAAGCUUAAAUAACUCAAUAUACUUAUUUGUUCCUUUAUCACUAUAUAACAAACCAAACCCUUUGCACAAAACAGAAGAACUUUAUUUUCAAAGUAAUAAUCCAGUUUCUACUGACUUUUUAGACAUUUUUGAAUAACAUCAAAGUUUCAUGGAGAUUGAAUACAAUAUAAUCCAACCAUUCAUUGGCAUAAGUUUGUCAAGAACUUUUCAACAGUGAUAAACCAAAAUUGUUUUUAAAUGAAUGGAGCUGAUGAUGUCAUCCUGAACAAACUAAUCUGAAACUCAAGAGUUAGCUUGAACUAGCCUUCCUAACGAAACAUUAAGCACUGUUACAAUGUUACGAAUAAGUUAACAACCUACAAGAGUUUUAAAUUACCAAAUAAACAAAGAUAACUAUCAUACAAAUAACAAAAACAAAUAUGAUGACCAAAUUUACUUAUUGCGAAAACCCCAUAGUCAAAAUUUUUAUCUUAAAAUUCAGUGUCAUUUACAGGUCUCUUCUUCUUUAUUCAUUUCUCUCCACAUAUACCUCUAGCCCCCGAUUUUGGCUUAAACCACUACAUCAUGUCCGUCAUCAUAGGAAUAACAGUGGCAAGUGUUUUGAGAUCAUCUAUGACACACUAGGUGCCAAAGAUUCGCAAAAUUGGUCUCAAAUUUCUUAUUACUUUGGUACUGAUUCCUAUGAAUGCUUCUGACAAAGCAUAGGUUGAGUCUUGUCAUGAAUAUGACAAAAUUUGGUGCAUCUCAGUGCACUCUUGCAAACUCUGUCCUUAUCCAUACAGAAUCUCUAUAAUAUCUUGGGUCACCAAGUUUGAUAAUAGUCCUUUUGUACAAGCAAUAAUAAAGCACGGAUCCUGCAACAGGAAUAUUGUUCAUUGCUUAAUUGAUAGGCUACCUUUUGGUACCUUUUAAUAUCUUUUGGAGAUUUCACUUCUCAUAUAUCUGCAUAUUUUUCAAUUAAUCUAUUUAUAUAAGUUAAUAUAUACAGUCUUUGUAAUAUGAGGCGUGCGAUCGCAAAUUGUCCAAGGCGUGCUAAUCAUCGCACGCGCAAAACAAAGAAUUUGCCACAAAAAUUUUUUAAAAUUGCUCAACUCAAAGUCGCCAAAGUCGGUUCUGUCGUUGUCCAAGGUGUUGUUAAAGUAUUCCAAUAAGGGAUUUAACAACAGCGUCAAAAAGAUCGCUUAACAGUUGACCCAAUGGGGAUUAAUCUGCAAUCAAUACCUGGUGCUUACUGUCAAAACCCGGCAAUUUAAAUUUUCGAUCCAAGAGAUGUUUUCACUGUUCGAUUGAUUAUUCUGUUCUUCGGUAAUCAUGGCAAAAAGAAAGAAAGUGGAGCUGGCAACAUUCAUUGGUUGAGGAAAGAACGAAAUUUUCGGUUUCAAGUCGGAAAAAGAAGGUUGCUACUUCGAUGAUGCUGAUGGCUUGUUUAGUACGAUAAAGUUGUUUGAUCGAAAGCAAUGGAACGACAACAAGGAUUACGGGGUCCCAGAGAUCAUUGCUUUUGCAGCUAUUUUCAAACCCCCCCCCCUUUCAAGCUUUCAAGGAAUGGAAGUCAUUCAAAAAAUACGUACAAUAUAAUGCUUGUGGGAUUGAAGCAAGAAAGCUGUGGAAAAAUACGCUUUCUUACAGGGCAGACGAGUACCCCAACCUGUGCAUUCUGGCAAAGAUAAUGGUUGCAAUAUCUGGCUCCAAUUCAUCGGUAGAGAGAGCAUUCAGUAUUCUCAGCAUAUUAUUGUCAGAUAAUGUCACACAGGGUUAUGGAGAUGAGACUUCGCAUCGCAGUCAAUGACAUUAUAUGGACUGACGAAGAAAGGGAGAAUAUUUUGAAAAGGGCAACGGAGAUCUAUCUUUCGAAAAGCAGAAAGCGAAAGCUGGAUAAUUACAACAGUUUAUCGAAGAAACCGAAGCUAGAUAAGGAGGAGGAAGCUGAAGAAAGCUCUGAUGAAGAAAAGUGACGGUGACUGUACUUAUUUUCAAAUUAUUUUAAACUUGUUUCUGUGCCCAAAAAAGUGUGUUCAUUUCGACGUUUGUGUCAUUUCUCUACCUUCUCAUUUGAUUGUUAGCUCAAUUCCAAAGGAAUACCGAUCUAACGGUAAGAUAUUUUUUAUGAAUAUCCGCUAAGAUAUUCACAGGUAAUAGAAUUUGAGUAGGGUCUACGGGUAAUAUAAUUUUUUUUCAAUCCAGAUUUCUUUAAGUGACUAAUUAAAUUUAACAUCUUUAAAAAAGAACAAGAACAGUUUCUCCGUCAAUUACCUUGGUUUCCGUUCAGUUUAUAACACAAAAGGUCUCCUUAAAAGCAGCACCCAGUUCUUGACAACAGGGAUGAGAAAAAACCGAUAAAAAGCGAUUCGCAUCGCACGCCAUCGCACGCGCAAAGUAACCAAGGCGUGCGAAAUGCCGCACACGGCCUAUUUUCAUAUUACAAAGACUGUAUAUAUAUAAAUAUUUACUGAGAAUCCCAAUAUAUAUAUUUUAUCCAGAAAUGCAGGGUUACCUAAGACUUUCUUUGCAUGGGAAAUAGAGAAUGCAAAACAUCCUUGCAAAAAGAUAAUAAGUAACCUAAAGGAUAAAACAUCAUCAUUGGAAAAGGGAAAACAUUUCUUCAUAUUUUAUCUUAAUAAAAAAGUUAAGAAUAAAUGAAUUGAUAAGAAAACUAUCGGACAUACCAACUCUUUGAACCACAAACAAUGCCUGAAAAGCAUCUUCCCAGAUGUAUUUGUUUUCAGUAUUCCACUUUUUUGUCUACAGGAACAAAAUACUAUCAAACACCUAGCUGUCCUGUUCCAACAAGAAUCAGGAUGCAAAAAGGGAAGUAAAUUUUGGUGUUUUAGUUAGACAAUCAUAGUUUUGCUAUAUUAUCUUGAUAACAGGUAUGAUAUUGAGAGAAAACUCUAAUCAUAAGAGACUCACGCUCUAAAAAGUUUAGAUUAGCAAGUAGGGGAUUUGAUGUUGAAAAAUUUAGCUUAUUCACAUUAAUACAUUCAUAACUAUCAUUAUGAUAAUAGUUCCACACAGUCACAUUAACUUGUAAAAAUUUACAUUUCUUUAAAGGAAAUAUUUGAGAAGGUUAUUUCCAAUUUUCAGUAUAGAUGUCACAAGUAUAUGCCACAUUUUCUAUAAUUUGGUUUGUCAUCAAAUAUAAUAAAUUGCAAAAUUAAGAAAAAAAAUUGUAUUACAACCAAGUCUCUUUGAACCUAGUCCCUCUCCUUCUCUCUGUGAUGUCAAAAGGUUGGUAUAGGCAUCAAUAUGAAUUUUACUUCUGAAUUGUGAAAAUUUAUAAGGAUGGACCAUCUCUGAAAAAUUUUAUUGAAACCAUAUGGGAAAAUUACACUUACCACAGUCCAGACAUGUAGUCCCACAGAUAAUGCCAGAUAAAAAAUUGUCACAAUGAUGGUUGUUUUAAACUUUCGCACAAGCAGAUAGACUAAGCCAGCUUGGAACACAUAAGUGUUGAAGAAGACCAGGAACAGGACAAUCAGUGCAAAAACAAGAGACACAUCUUGAAUG
Molecule: messenger RNA, 4643 nt
Organism: Rhopilema esculentum
Lineage: Eukaryota; Metazoa; Cnidaria; Scyphozoa; Rhizostomeae; Rhizostomatidae
Source: RefSeq, a predicted model, not a curated record